AUGGAUGUGUAUUCUCUUAGUGUCAACGUGCUUUCUGCACUUGGACUCUCUCCUGACAGUGUCUCACUUACUGGUGUUGAUUCUAUAGUAACUUUUAAAACAAAAAUGAGUGACGAGAAGUCGACACGGUUAUAUGAAAAGUCGGUGAACCCGUUUUGGUGUGAAGUUUUUCAAGUUGAUGCGACACUUGGGGAAGACAUCAUAUUCCAAGUCAAAAAUAACCCGAAAAACCCGAUCAAAAAGAUCAUUGGAACGGGGACGUAUCACGUCGACUUAUUUGCAGUUGGCGAGUCUGUCCGUAAGACCUUAAAAUUAGCUGAAGGUGGGGAGUUGAAUAUCAAAGUCACCUGCGACACCAUCAAAGCAAUAGCCACCGAAAAAUAA
This is a messenger RNA of Entamoeba invadens IP1, 384 nucleotides long. RefSeq lists its product as hypothetical. Bases 1 to 384 code for a protein of 127 amino acids. Lineage: Eukaryota; Evosea; Mastigamoebida; Endamoebidae. The record is from RefSeq and is a predicted model, not a curated record. The transcript has a single exon.